Messenger RNA from Phytophthora infestans T30-4, 213 nucleotides. Its product is annotated as secreted RxLR effector peptide protein, putative. The transcript has a single exon. The record is from RefSeq and is a predicted model, not a curated record. Lineage: Eukaryota; Oomycota; Peronosporomycetes; Peronosporales; Peronosporaceae. The annotation marks the transcript as partial.
AUGAAUCGGGCUUUCUACCUGGGUCUUGUUGCUGUUAUGGCCGUUGCGAACGCGAUAGAGUUUGUCGCCGCUGAAUAUGCUGCACUAAUCGACGCAGACGAUCUUACAGAUUCCGAGCGUAUUGCCGAUGCUCGUCAUCUCAGGGGAAUCCAGAAGACGGAUGAUGAGGAAAGAGUGGGUGUUCCGGCGGCUGCUUGGUAUGCCACACACGUU